This is a messenger RNA of Emys orbicularis (European pond turtle), 612 nucleotides long. It is a transcript of the gene FAM180B, whose product is annotated as family with sequence similarity 180 member B. Bases 1 to 612 code for a protein of 203 amino acids. The record is from RefSeq and is a predicted model, not a curated record. The transcript has 3 exons. Lineage: Eukaryota; Metazoa; Chordata; Testudines; Emydidae.
AUGGCACUCCUGCUCCAGCUGCAGCUCAGAGCCUGGCUGUGGACAGCACUGGUCCUCUAUGUGUUUGCUGGAUCCUGGAGGCAGACAGAUGGGCAACUUCACACGGAGGACCAUGCUGAUGUGAAUGUGUUUCAUAACAAGCUGGAGGAUGCCAACGUCAUGCUAGAGUUGCUCUGGGAAGGACUGGAGAUUGAGGCUAACGAGACAAUCAGGGUGCAGGAUGAGGAACUGGCCUCUCUGCGCACGGCAAAGCGAUUUCUCCAGAUCUUCCAGCACCAGGUUCCCAAGACAUCAGAAGGGAUCAAGGAGCAGCUGAAACAUCUUUCACAGGCAGAUGCCCCUCUGAGUCUAGUAGAGUUUGAUCAGCUUCUCUUCACCAGCGUUUACUGCGCUUAUCAGAUUCGCUCCAUUCAGGGCCUGGACAAAAAUCUCUGGAUCAGUUUCUUUUCUCAACUAGUUGAUGAAAUCCUCCAUGAUCUCUGCAAGGGAUUCUGCCCUGCAAAUUCUACUCUCCUGGCUUCCUGGCCCUGGAAGGAGAAGCCUUUUUAUUUAACCUUACUGAAAAAGUCAUAUCAUUCCAGCCUGGCCAUGACGAAGAGAGGCACCGAGUAA